AUGCAGCACCUUCUGAUGCAAGUUCAGCAGCAGCAGGUUUCAAGGCCUAGCUCGGGGCCUACGGCCCCUGCAGGAGGGAACAGCAACGAGUUUACGGAACGAGCGGCUUCUCUGAUGGCCCAGCUACCUCCGCUAUUCAAUGUGGAAGAGGUUUUAUCUUCAAUGGUAAAUCCUUAUGAGAAUGCACUGGAUGCGGCAUUACUCCAAGAGCUGGCACGGUACAAUGCGCUGAUCAGCAUUACGCGGAAGUGUCUCCAGCUUGUUCAGGAUGCAGCUGAGGGAGUCAUAGAAUACACAGCGGAAGUUGAAGAAAUGUACCAAUGCCUGAGGCAGAACCGUGUGCCGCAGGCAGUGGUAGCAGCAAGCUAUCCCAUGGCGUUUGGGCUGGCCGCUUGGAUGGCCAAUCUAAGGCGUCGUGUUGAUUUUAUGGCAAUGUGGCUACGGGGCCAGCCUCCACAACCGUUCUGGCUCCCAGGCUGUUUCAGUCCUCGAAGCGUUUGCACAGCCAUGCUACAGCAGUAUGCGAGGCGUCAAAGCCUAAAAAUAGAUUCAGUAGGCUUUACGUUCUGCGUUCUGGAUGAUGAAGAAGACGCUGCAGCGUCUAACGCGCCUGCGAACGAGCAGCAAAAAGGCGUCCCUCUGCCAAUACAAGAGGGAGACUCAGAAGCCAUAUGGACAAAGCGAGGAACAGCACUUGUUGCGCAGCUCGACGAAUGA
Eimeria acervulina is the source of this 717-nucleotide messenger RNA. Its product is annotated as Dynein heavy chain 3, axonemal, related. The transcript has 3 exons. Gene Ontology annotation, biological process: microtubule-based movement. Gene Ontology annotation, molecular function: dynein intermediate chain binding; minus-end-directed microtubule motor activity; dynein light intermediate chain binding. The coding region runs from base 1 to 717 and encodes 238 amino acids. NCBI's taxonomy places the organism in Eukaryota, Apicomplexa, Conoidasida, Eucoccidiorida, Eimeriidae. Gene Ontology annotation, cellular component: dynein complex. The record is from RefSeq and is a predicted model, not a curated record.